UUUUGAUUGGUUACAAAUUGGGGUCAUGGUUUAGGGUUUGUUUGGAGGAGCUGGGAAGUAGGUUCCAUGGCGCCAGACCUCAAGAGCGACUCCUCGGCUCCACAGCCACCGGCGAAACCGGCCAAGGAUGCCAAGAAGAAGAAGGACGAGAAGGAGGAUCUGUCGGAGGAAGAUUUGGCGCUCAAGCAGCAGCUGGAACUCUAUGUGGAGAGGGCGCAGGACAGCGAUCCUGGAGUCCAGAGGCUGGCUCUGGAGAGUAUGAGGCAAGAGAUUCGGAGUGCUACAAGCUCCAUGACUUCCGUGCCCAAGCCGCUGAAAUUCCUCCGCCCGCAUUAUGGGACUUUGAAGGCGUUCUUCCAGAAAAUGCCCGAGUCGGAGCUCAAAAUGUAUAUGGCUGAUAUCAUCUCGGUUUUGGCACUUACCAUGUCGGAAGAAGGAGAAAGGGAGAGCUUGCAAUAUAGAUUGCUCGGCUCUAAGGGUGACUUGGGUUCAUGGGGCCACGAAUACGUCAGAAAUUUGGCUGGAGAAAUUGGCCUCGAAUUCCAAAAGCGUCGGUCGGAGGAAGAGUACAUCAGCAGCUUGAUGGAUUUAGUAAAGCAAAUUGUACCAUUCCACUUGCAGCACAAUGCAGAACCUGAAGCUGUAGAUCUGCUAAUGGAAGUUGAAACGCUUGACAUUCUACCCAAAUUCAUGGAGAAAGCCAACUUCAAAAGGACGUGUUCCUAUCUCUUAAGCUGUGCUAGCUACGUACCUGAGCUAGAGGACAUAUCAGUCUUGGACAUCGCUUAUCAAAUCUAUUCCAAAUUUGAGCAGCAUACUGAUGCUUUGAGGGUUGCUCUUCGGUUGGGCAACUUGCAGUACGCUCGGGCUACAUUUGCAGCUUGCAAGGAUUUAUCGGAAAGGAAGCAGCUCUGCUACAUCCUUGCCCGACAGAGUGAAACGGUAGAGCUGGAUGACGAAAUUCCUAUGGAGGAUGAGCAUCGUGACGUGUUACAAGACAUUAUGAACAACACGAAGCUAUGUGAAGGAUAUCUGACUCUCGCACGGGAUCUUGAUGUGAUGGAGCCCAAAGUACCUGAAGAUAUAUACAAGGCUCAUUUAAUUGAUGGAAGAGCGAGUGCCGGAGCUAGUGUUGAUUCGGCUAGACAAAACCUUGCAGCCACUUUCGUCAAUGCUUUCGUCAACGCUGGUUUUGGACAGGAUCACUUAAUGACAUCUCCUGCUGAGUCUUCUGGAUCAACCAGCACUGGUAACUGGCUUUUUAAAAACAAAGAACAUGGAAAGGCCAGCGCUACUGCCAGUUUGGGUCUUAUCACCUUGUGGGAUGUUGAUGGAGGCCUCCCACAAAUUGAUAAGUAUCUAUACAGUACCGAUAACCAUGUUGUCGCGGGAGCUCUCUUGGCUGUUGGAAUUAUCAAUUGUGGAAUUCGUAAUGACUGCGAUCCGGCGUAUGCUCUUCUAUAUGACUCAGUAACUAAAGAUGAUCCUGCGGUACGUAUUGGUGCUAUUAUGGGUCUUGGCCUAGCAUAUGCCGGCACACAAAAAGAAGAGGUUCUCGAGCUUCUUACUCCAAUCAUAUCUGACUCAAGGGUUGGAAUUGAUGUUGCUGGUUUUGCUGCACUAUCUCUUGGACUUGUUUAUGUUGCAUCAUGCCACGAAGAUGCAGCACAAGCCAUACUCCUUGCGAUGAUGGAACGAGACAACGACGAUCCUUUGGCCAGGUUCUUGUGUCUGGGAUUGGGACUUCUCUACCUUGGAAAGCAGGACGCUGCUGAGGCCACCUUUGAAGUGGUUAAAACAGUAAACGAGAAGAUUUCCAACUAUUGCCAAGUGACUCUCGAAUCUUGUACUUAUGCUGGUACUGGAAAUGUUUUGAAGGUCCAAAAAUUCCUGAGUCAAUGCUCUGAUCAUUUGGACAAAGGCGAGAGUCACCAGGGUGCAGCGGUUCUAGGCAUUGGACUUGUUGCUAUGGCAGAAGAGCUUGGGAGCGAUAUGGCUUUAAGAGCUCUAGAGCACCUUUUGCAGUAUGGCGAGCCAAAUAUUCGUCGAGCCGUGCCUUUGGCUCUGGGUCUCUUGUCGAUAUCGAAUCCGAAGAUCAAUGUCAUGGACACAUUGAGCAGGCUGAGCCAUGACACAGACUCGGAAGUCGCGAUGGCUGCAACCAUUUCUCUUGGACUUAUUGGCGCCGGAACAAACAAUGCGCGUAUUGCGGGAAUGCUUCGAAGCUUGUCCAGCUAUUACUACAAGGAUCCCAGCCUUCUGUUCUGCGUUCGGAUCGCCCAGGGACUUGUACACAUGGGAAAGGGACUAAUCACUUUAAAUCCUUACCAUUCUGAUCGUUUCUUGCUCUCGACGCCUGCCAUCGCCGGCAUUGUUGCCGUUCUUCAUGCGUGCUUGGAUAUGAAAGCCAUCAUCCUAGGGAAGUACCACUACGUUCUCUACUAUCUCGUUCUAGCAAUGCAGCCUAGGAUGCUCAUGACUGUAGACGAGAACUUAAAGCCACUGCCUGUGCCCGUUCGAGUGGGAAUUGCUGUGGACACAGUCGGUCAGGCAGGGCGGCCCAAGAGCAUAACAGGAUUCCAAACGCACACCACUCCAGUUCUUCUUGCGACCGGUGAAAGAGCGGAGCUUGCCACUGAGAAGUACACACCCCUUUCAUCUGUGUUGGAGGGAUUCGUGGUUCUUCGUGAAAAUCCAGACUACGUCGAGGACCACCUUAAUUGAGAAAGAACCAAAGUUUUCGCUAAACAUGGCCAGUUUUGUCAAAAUCGACGGCCAUCUAAAAAUCUUCGUUGGCGCUUUA
Selaginella moellendorffii is the source of this 2803-nucleotide messenger RNA. Its product is annotated as 26S proteasome non-ATPase regulatory subunit 2 homolog A. Gene Ontology annotation, biological process: regulation of protein catabolic process; proteasome-mediated ubiquitin-dependent protein catabolic process. Gene Ontology annotation, cellular component: nucleus; proteasome storage granule; proteasome complex. The record is from RefSeq and is a predicted model, not a curated record. The transcript has 24 exons. The coding region runs from base 67 to 2724 and encodes 885 amino acids. Gene Ontology annotation, molecular function: enzyme regulator activity. NCBI's taxonomy places the organism in Eukaryota, Viridiplantae, Streptophyta, Lycopodiopsida, Selaginellales, Selaginellaceae.